AUGCAUAAGAACUAUCCAAGCGCCAUUGCCAAGGGAGAAGGGAAGAACAGAGCUGAAGUUGACCUUUGUCAAAUUGCAGAUCUUGUUGUAGCCGUUGGACCUAAGUUAAAAGAAGCGUUCUCGCGCAUGUUGCGUUCAUCUCAUCGAGAUAUCUUUCAGUUAAUACCAGGUUCCUUUGCAAAGGUUUCAGAUAUUGAACAUGCUGCGCAAGAUGGUGUAAAUUUCCGAGUAUUGACCUUUGGUCGCGGUGAUUUGGAAUACUUUAGUCUUAAAGGAUACGACAUAGCCGCUCAAUCCAUAGUUGAAUUGAAGGACAGUUCCUAUAGUCCUCUUUUCGUUGGUGGAUCCCAUGGAAGGCAGGAUGAAGUCGCAGAAAUCUUACUCCAGACUGGCAUUUCAAAGAACCAGCUGAUCGUUAGAUCAUUCGUGAAAGGCAAACAAAGAUUAAGAGAGCUGUUUUGUGAAGUCGACCUGGCCAUUAUGCCAUCAACAACUGAGGGGUUUGGUUUGACAGCAUUAGAGGCCAUGUCAGCUGGUCUUCCCAUUCUAGUUAGUGGAAACUCUGGAUUUGGAAAAGCACUUCGUGGUCUUCCAAUGGGUGAGUCAUUUGUGAUCGACUCUAAUGACCCCAAGGAAUGGGCAAAGGCAAUUGCAGCCAUCCGUCAAAAAUCAAGGACACAGCGGCUUGAGGAAAUCCAAAGUAUGCGAAGAAGUUAUGACGAAAGAUUCAGUUGGGAGAGACAGUGCCAGGCCCUUGUCGCCAGAAUGUGGAAGAUGGUCUAUGGUAAGAAAUUAACUUUGCUAAAGGGCAGUAACGAUAAUAGUAAUUAUUAGUUUAAACACGGUGAUAAUGUCAAGUGCGUAUCUCAUCAGGAUUAGCGUUUGUUUUGCCCUUAUGUUUCAUCCCUGUAUUUUAGUUGCUUCAGCAAGAGCAAGUGCGUAAGCAAAUUUCAUAGUAUUAUGUUAGGCGGUACAUGUGAAUGGCUGCAGAAAGAUUGCCAACGUUAACCUUUUAAACCUUAAUAACAGCAUUCAUAUUCUCCACACUGUUAUCCAUACAUAUCUUGUGUUAGUGAUAAGGAGAAUUUGUUAACCAAUCGAGAUUUCUUCACGUGCUGCUGGGUCUCUCUUUUAGAGACAUUAAAGAGAAUGACAGAGAACCGUCCAGCUAAAACUUUGGCUUAUAAUAUAUCACACAAAAUAAAUGGAGGGCUUCUCAGAUCGGAUUGUUUAUUUUUUUCAAGUUUGACAAUUUUUUCUGUAAUUCAACGUUUUUUUCAAUUUUUUCAGGCGUAGAAAAGACACAAGAAGAUGCCGUUCCACAAAAUGACUUUGAAAACGAUGCUGCAAAAGGAUCGAUGCCUGGUGAUGUAGUUGUUUGUUUUCUCAAAUAAACCAAAGCCAAAACUUAUUUUUGUUGUAGAAUGGGGUUAUUUUGUUUCUUUGAAAGCACGGCAAAUUUAUAUUGUCGGCUGUUUUUAGUAUAGACCAGUUCAUCAUGUCCUAUUAAACUGACGCGAAAUAACCUCAUUCUUUUCUUAAUAAUUUCCUUCUGCCGUCUACAGGCGAACCCAUUUUCCUUGCACUUCAACAAAUCCUGCUGGAAGCACGCAUAGAGUCCAGCAAAACUGAUCUGUCGCAGGUUUUACAGAGGACUGCGCUGGAAAAAGGUUUUGCGAUUUCUGACAAUCAAGGAGAGGGGAACUGCAUGUUUUUUGCACUUUCAAAGCAGCUUGACCUCAUCAAAGGAAUUCAAAUGUCCCAUGAUGAGUUACGCCGAACUAUUGUUCAAUACCUUCGGGAAAACCCCAGGCUGGUAAGUACCUUAUUAUAUUUUCUAGAGUGGAUUCAUUUGCCCUGGAUGCGUAAGCCGUCGCAUUUUCCCGCUGAAAAUUUUAUUGUUUUUAACGUUUAAGGCAAUAAGGCCUUGUUCUGACGUCUCCAAAAAUACGCGUACACACUUAGCGUUUUGCUUUUUUUUCGCCCUUUCACAUAAAAACGCUGAAAUUAUUGAAAUACGAUAGCAUCCCUCACAGAGGAAACGCAGUGCUGGUAGCUUAUAAUGUGUGACAUAAAUCGUAGUAGAAACCUCUGUUUUCGUCCGUCCACACGUAAACGACAAGUUGGCGGUUUUUAAAGUCCACUCUGGGGACCGCGCUCUGGGCACCUAUGUUUUUGGUGCCCGAACAGGCCGUUUACGUGUGGGCGGAAGGCUAAAAAUACCCUGAUGCGGCCUUAAAUUCCUACAACCAAAUGUGACGGCUUUACGGGUAUGAUGCAAAUGAAUCGACCCUUUAUGAGCAAAACAACAGGUCUGCACGAACAUCACGCUAGCUUGUACUUUCCUUCGUCGUCCACUGCACGACUACGACGUGAAACUUCCUAAUCCGACGUUUUGUGGAGGACCUCGAACGCACGGCGACGAAUUAUUGGUAUUGGAUCCGGAUGCUGUUUUUAGAAUUUAAAUCCAGGAAAAUUCGCCUACAUGUGUUAAGUUGAACAACGCUACAUGAGCGUAAUAAAGUUAAAAAGAACGCAAAUUCAUUUUUUUAAAUAACGUUUUCGACUCGGAGGUAUAAGUGGAAACGGAUUUUAGGAAAUCUGUUUCUGUCGCCUGGAUUUUCUGGCUUUUGUCCUAAGGGACGUAUAGGGGCACAGGUAAUACCCUAUUUUGGAGCGGAGUCUCAUUACUCUGAAGUGGAAUAAAAAGCGUCGAUGACGCCAUGAAUGAAAUGCGAUGUAAUCUCAUCAACAUAACGUCAAGAACUAUCUUUAUGUAGUGUCUAAUUUAACCAGUUAUUCUUAUAUUUUUGAUGUAACUUGGAGGGAUCAUGUCCUUAUUUGGUGAGAAUGAUGUCAUAGUUAUUUUAAAUUAUGUUCGUCAUGUCCUUAUAAGGUCAUGAAACCACCUGACCUGUUACUUAAAAUCACUGAACCGUGACGCCUUCAUUGUCCAUUGCAGACAAUUUAGUCUAUGUUUACACUAUACUGGGUAGCUUUUUCGCCGGCACAAAAAUCGUACCAGUUAGGGCCUCUGUUCACACACAAGAACAGUGAUUUCCGUCACGAAGCGAAGCUGCGUCGUGCCGAAUAGGUGUUCAUACCAUACCGGACCGCUUUUCGUGUCAUCACUGAAGGUUAUCCAGAAAAGUGUGAACAAAGCUUUAUUGUUCCUGGUUUCGGUUCACUGACGCCUUCGAAGUUAAAAUAUUGGACUUCAAAAAGACGUCUAACUGAUGCGUCCUAUACUACUGAGGUGGACAUAUUCUUUCUAGUGCCGAUACUAAUGGUGUCGUCUUAGAGAGAGCUGACAGCGCAGCUGCCUGAAUAUAUACCUUCUACAAAAGCACUUUACCUCUUUCUCUGUUAACUUCAGUAUUUUCUUUUUUUCUUACAGCCGGAUGGGACAGAACUGUUUCAUUUUGUUGAUGGAUAUCCAUCUUGGGAUGCCUACCUCACAAGCAUGAUGGUAGAUGGUACAUGGGGUGAUCACGUGAUUCUACAUGGCGCGGCAAACUGUUUUGGAACGUGCAUCUACGUGAUUAGCAGUCUUCCGCAUCGCCAUGACGUAACGAUCUGCCCAGAAUUUGAUGUUACUGGUAGCAACCGGCUUGUGCUGGGUCACCUGCACGAGCAUCACUAUGUUAGCCUUAUUCCACAUAACGGAAGUAAAGAUGUCUGA
Messenger RNA from Porites lobata, 3682 nucleotides. Lineage: Eukaryota; Metazoa; Cnidaria; Anthozoa; Scleractinia; Poritidae. The record is from the annotation of a GenBank genome assembly.